Messenger RNA from Rotaria sordida, 720 nucleotides. The record is from the annotation of a GenBank genome assembly. Lineage: Eukaryota; Metazoa; Rotifera; Eurotatoria; Philodinida; Philodinidae.
AUGUCUUCUGUGCCUGAAAAAUUACCAUCAGGUUUUGUUUAUCUACAUAAUAUUAUACCUGAUAUUCAAGUUAGUUUACGAUAUGCAACUGAAGAAAAUUUUAUGGGAUGCGUUGUUAAUGGUUACUAUUCAAAUGUAGCAAUUAUGACAGAAGCAGCGGCUCUAGCUUUAAAACAAGCACAACAAUUGGCUAAAGAAAAUGGUUAUGAAUUAGUUAUUUAUGAUAGUUAUCGUCCACAAAAAAGUGUUAAUCAUUUUAUUAAAUGGAGUGAAGAUCCAAAUGAUCUACAAAUAAAAAAAGAUCAUUAUUAUCCUCGUAUUAAUAAAGAAGAUUCAUUUAAAUUAGGAUAUAUUGCUAGAAAAUCUGGUCAUACAAGAGGAAGUACAAUUGAUUUAACUAUAAUUCCAAUUGGCAAAUCUUUAUUAAAUCCUUUAGUGCCAAUAAAAAGAAUUCUUAAUGAUAAUUCAACUAUUUUAUUUUUAGAUGAUGGAACUGUUGAUAUGGGUUCUUCAUUUGAUUUAUUUGAUGAAGCAUCACAUACCAAUAGUAAACUUGUGAAUGAAAAUCAUCAACAAAUGAGAAUGAUGUUUAAAAGUAUUAUGGAAAAAGUUGGUUUUAUUAAUUAUCAGAGAGAAUGGUGGCAUUAUACACUUAAAAAUGAACCAUUUCCUGAUGUAUAUUUUGAUUUUGAUGUUAAAUCAUCUUAUUCUUCUUUUUAA